Seriola dumerili (greater amberjack) is the source of this 892-nucleotide messenger RNA. It is a transcript of the gene cskmt, whose product is annotated as methyltransferase like 12. Lineage: Eukaryota; Metazoa; Chordata; Actinopteri; Carangiformes; Carangidae. The transcript has 2 exons. Bases 73 to 837 code for a protein of 254 amino acids. The record is from RefSeq and is a predicted model, not a curated record.
ACUGGGAAGUAUGCUCAGAGUUAGAACUCCUUCCUAUGACAAAGUGAAGACAAGCGAAGUCCUUGAAGGAAAAUGUUUCCACUCUCAAAACCUUUGACAUUGUUAAGAUGGCGAAGAGUUGCAGCUCGUGUACGGCAUCACUCUUCUCUCACAACUGAACUGAUAGAAAACAUGGAUAAGAAAGCAACCUGGGACCGUUUCUACACUGAGAACAAUAGCAGGACACCCACCUUCAAGAACUUUGAGUGGUUCUUUGGCUUUGAUUCUGUGCGAGACUUCAUCAUGCCCCUCUUACAGACUAAGUCUCACCCAGAUGCUCUGCUCCAAGUCCUGGAUAUGGGCUGUGGCACUUCAGCUCUGGGGCCCUGCAUUUACAGACAUUCUCCUCUUCCAGUCCGGGUCACUUGUGCCGACAUUUCCCCCAUAGCUGUGCGCCUAAUGCAGGAACACAUUCAAGCUAAAGCCAUUCAACCUCACAAUGUUUCCUCUCAGCUUGAGUUUGUAGAGCUGGACUGCACACAUAUUCACAAGCACUAUGGUUCUAGCAGUGUGGACCUGAUAGUUGACAAGGGCACCACAGAUGCCUUGUUGAGGUCUAAGGAAGGGAAAGGGAAGGCUGCCCUGGUGCUGAAGCAGUGUUUGAAGGUGUUGCGGAGCUCAGGGUCUCUGCUCCAGUUCUCUGAUGAGGACCCUGAUGCCAGACUGCUGUGGCUGGAGACAGAAGCUCAGGAGCCGGGUGUGAUGGCAGCAGAUGUUGGGGUGCAAGAGGUUGGGGAAUUAAGGGGAGUGUGUUACUACUGCUACCAAGUGACUCCUCGCUGUAUUGUACAGGAGUAACUUUCUAUGUGUGGAUGGUCAUAAUGUGAAAUGAAUAAAUUAUUGAAAAUGAUUG